This is a messenger RNA of Pelmatolapia mariae (spotted tilapia), 499 nucleotides long. RefSeq lists its product as uncharacterized. Lineage: Eukaryota; Metazoa; Chordata; Actinopteri; Cichliformes; Cichlidae. Bases 76 to 354 code for a protein of 92 amino acids. The record is from RefSeq and is a predicted model, not a curated record. Gene Ontology annotation, molecular function: protein binding. The transcript has 2 exons.
AGCCAAACAGCUGUUCGCACUGGCAUAUCAGUGACAGAGACUUUAGGAGCGCAACAGGUCGCACUUAAAAGCAAAAUGGGAAAAAUCUACCAGGUUGUGGUUCAUGGACUAAGGGGUCAGAAGAUGAUGGUGGACCUGUGCAACACCGAGGAGCAGUUUAAGAGCAUGACAGUGAAACAGCUCAAGGAAAAAUUGGCGCAGAAGCUUCCGGAGACCGCAGGAGAGGAGGCUCUACGGCUGAUAUUCACAGAUAAGAUGCUGGAUGGAGACGACACCCUUCUGUCUGACUAUGGAAUCCAGCACAUGUCCGUCAUCCACAUGGUGAUGAAGGUUCCUGGAGGACUGAAAGCUUGACUAAGAUCAUCUCCACCUGUCGUACCAAUACUGCUGCUACUUUCUGUGAUGCUUCAUAAAACCUCUUGACACUGUUUACAUGAAAUGUAAAUGGUACACUUUCUAUACUGUUUUACUGUUUAAUGACAGUGAUCGUUUAACUGAU